AGUGUCAAAACAUCAAAAUCAGCUGUUUCUUUUUGCGGUCGGCCGUAUUUUUUAGCCUUUUUCUGCUUGAAUUUUAUUUAUUAACAAAUAUUCAAUUUCUUGUUAUAAAAAAAUGGAUCCUGGAAUUUGUUAUAUUAAACCAGAAUUCCUUAUCCCUGAAGUGCAAAUAACCUCAUCAGAUGGCAACACAGAGAAAGGUACAAAUAAAAGAAUGCUCGAAGAGUCAGUCCCCGAGGCAGAAGAAUCCAAUAAAUCAAAGAAGAUAAAUCAUGGUGGCAAAAAGGAUCGUAAACGUGGACAAAAUAAGCAUCGUCCAGUUUACAAGGAAGACCGAACAUUACACUUGUGUCAUUCUCUGGUGAAUGGUCCUUCUGGAGAUAAGUGUACAUAUCCAAAUUGUCGAUAUGUUCACGAUCUAGAUAAGUAUCUAGAAUCUAAACCAAAAGACAUUGGAGACACUUGCCAAAUAUUCAAUGUCAAAGGAUUUUGUCCAAGAGGUGUAACCUGUAGAUUCGCCAGCGCUCAUAUGGAUGAGAACAGAAACAACAUCAAAGCAGAUUCUUAUGAUCCCAAUACUCCAUUGUCGACAUGCAAUGGAAUCUCAACAGAGCUUCAGGUUAAGCUUCGUAAACGAGAAUACGACUUCUCUAAAAGCAAAAAAAUCUUACAACAGUGUGAUCGCCGAAAAGAUGAACAAAAAAAAAAACAGAGCAAUGAACAAAAACCAAAAGACGAGGAAGAUGUCUCAACCAAGAUGCAGGUAGACAAAGAUGAGUCUAAAGAAAAUGAAACCGAAAUUCCAGAAGUUAAACAGACGACUGAAACCUCCAGAGAAGAAGAUACUGAAACAAAAAAAGAUACUUUGGAAGCAAAUGGCAAUGGCAUUCCAAUUGAAAAACUCAUUGGAUCCGCUAUAGAUGAAGAAACACCCGGACGUGAUGUGCUCAAAAAAAAUGUUGAUUUUUUCAACAAAUUAGUCCUAAGCCCACUGACCACUGUCGGAAAUCUUCCAUUCCGAAGGAUUUGUAAAGAAUUUGGAGCCGAUAUUACCUGUGGUGAGAUGGCUUGUGUGGUUCCUUUGGUAAAAGGCCUCACCCAAGAGUGGGCUCUAACCAAACGACACGAAAGUGAAGAUAUAUUUGGUGUACAAUUGUGUGGAAACAAUCCGCAACUAAUUGCUCAAGCUGCACAAUUACUUCAAGAAAAUGCAAAAGUAGACUACAUGGAUCUGAAUAUUGGUUGUCCAAUCGAUUUGAUCUAUCAACAAGGAGGAGGCAGUGCACUAAUGCGAAGAACCAACAUCCUCGAAGCGACUGUCAGAAGUUGUUCAACGUUGCUAGGAACAACACCAUUUACUGUGAAGAUGAGAACUGGAGUAUAUGCUGACAAAAGUGUAGCUCAUGAACUCUUGCCAAAAGUGGAGGAAUGGGGUGGAAGUGCAGUCACUCUCCAUGGACGUUCAAAAGAACAAAGAUACACGAAGAAUGCUAAUUGGGAGUAUAUCGAAGAAUGUGCAGCGAAAGCUAAAAAUAUGGCUGUCAUAGGAAACGGAGAUAUUCUUAGCUUUGAAGAUUAUAACGAGAAAAUGAAACUUUCUCCUCAUGUAUCAUCUGUGAUGAUUGGUCGUGGUGCCCUUAUCAAACCUUGGAUCUUCAAAGAAAUCAAGGAGCAAAAAACCUGGGAUCCUACCAGCAGCGAACGUAUGGAUCUACUGAGAAAAUAUGUUCACUAUGGCCUGGAACACUGGGGUUCAGACACAAAAGGUGUCGAAAAUACCCGUCGAUUUCUACUCGAAUGGCAAUCAUUUCUCUAUCGUUAUAUCCCAGCUGGAGUUCUUGAGAAUCCACCACAAAAAAUAAACCAAAGACCUCAAAAAUACCGUGGCCGUGAUGAAAUGGAAACACUUUUAUCUUCUCCCAAUUCUUCUGAUUGGAUUAAAAUUAGUGAAAUGCUUCUGGGACCAGUUCCCGAAGGUUUUACAUUUUUACCAAAACACAAAGCGAAUUCUUAUUAAAAUAAAUUUAUUACAAAAGAAAACAAAACAAAAGUAAA
Messenger RNA from Episyrphus balteatus (marmalade hoverfly), 2052 nucleotides. It is a transcript of the gene Dus3, whose product is annotated as tRNA-dihydrouridine(47) synthase [NAD(P)(+)]-like. The record is from RefSeq and is a predicted model, not a curated record. The transcript is spliced from 6 exons. Gene Ontology annotation, molecular function: flavin adenine dinucleotide binding; metal ion binding; RNA binding. NCBI's taxonomy places the organism in Eukaryota, Metazoa, Arthropoda, Insecta, Diptera, Syrphidae. The coding region runs from base 113 to 2014 and encodes 633 amino acids. Gene Ontology annotation, biological process: tRNA processing.